GAAAGAUAUUUCCCGUCAGCCUCGCAGCAGACAGCAGACAGCCGAGCAAAGGCGAGGUGAAGGCCGAGGAGAAGACCGAGGUGAGGGAUGGCAGAGAACAACUCCGAAAGCAGCGGCUCCGUUUACCGCCGGUGCCUGACUCACUCUCCGGCGGACAGAAACGUCUCCUCCGGUGCUGGGUCGUCGAAAUGGAUUCGGCUAAACGUCGGAGGGACUUAUUUUUUAACAACUAGGCAGACAUUGUGUCGCGAUCCGAAAUCAUUUCUUUACAGGCUGAGCCAAGCUGACCCGGAGCUCGAUUCUGACAAGGAUGAAACUGGUGCCUAUCUCAUCGACAGAGACCCUACUUAUUUUGGACCAGUGCUCAACUACUUGAGGCAUGGCAAACUGGUGCUCAACAGGGACCUAGCAGAGGAAGGUGUCCUUGAAGAAGCAGAGUUUUACAACAUCACAUCAUUAAUAAAACUCAUCAAGGACAAGAUCAGGGACAGAGACUGCAAGACAUCGCAGGUGCCAGUGAAGCACGUGUAUCGAGUGCUGCAGUGCCAAGAAGAGGAGCUGACACAGAUGGUGUCAACCAUGUCGGACGGCUGGAAGUUUGAACAGCUUGUCAGUAUAGGUUACGGGCGGGCCCACCAGUCAGAGUUUCUGCUCAUUGUGUCAAGGGAAGUGAAGGGAGAGGCGUCGGCUUUGCCAAACAGCGGAGAGCUGGUCAGCAUUGGCUCCUCUUACAACUACGGCAACGAAGACCAAGCUGAGUUCCUGUGCGUCGUCUCCAAGGAGCUGCACAAUCAAUCCUACGGGACAAACAGUGAGCCCAGUGAGAAGGCAAAGAGUGACGACGAAGACACGGAUUAUGAAAUGAAUGACUCUGAUUAGGGUUGAGCACUCAUGACUCACUGAUACUUCAGGAAAGGGGUUCCCGAAUGUGAAGAGGAUUGAGUAUUAUGAGCUCGCAGGUGUUAUGAUGCAAACAUAUCAUCCUUGUGGAAGACUUACUUGGCACAAAGGAGAUUUCAUGUGGGCGGGGGGUUGUUCAUUUAUUUUGUUUUCCCUCCAUUUUAUUUUUUAUUUCUUGGUGUAAAUACGACUGCUUACUGACAAUUUGUGCCUGUACAUUUUGAACUGGAACUUUUUAACUUGAGGCAGGUUUUUUUAAUUUAAUUUUUUAAAGCUAAUUGAAAAAACAUGGCCUUCAUCAUAUUGGCCAGUGAUUCUCUCAGGGUCACCUAUGGAGUUAGUUAGAUCCUGCAACUUGCUGUGGUAUCAUAUUAAAAAUAGUUCUUGGAGAUUGCAAGAAGGGAAUUAGCAUUUAUUUAAAAACCACAAAGGUCUGUGGUCAUGGUACUACUUUAUUUUUCUGUAGCGCCAUGCAUUGUCUUCCAACAAGGCAGCAUUGCCCCUUUACAGAUGCAUGUGGUCAUCACUGCACUGUCGAACGCUCCUAAGGAUAUUUCAGUCUUUCCUCUGCAAUCAUUUAAGACUCGGAGUGCUGCAUUUGAUUGGUCAUAUUUUCACAAAUCUCGGUUGGAGACGUCAUGUUUAUACACGUCUUUAUAUAAGUCAUUUUGUCAGGAACAUCCUUUAGCGUUUUCUUUUUCCGACUGACUUAUUACUUUUGUGUUUUUUUGUUUGAGGGAACAUCUCUUUUGAUAUCAUUUUUAAGGGUAGAAGUAUUUUUGGUGUAAGAGGAUUGCAGACUGGAACUGUUUUGAUGACAGUGAACAAAUAUCUGUUCAUAUCCAGAGAAUUUUACUUUUGGUGUAAAUAAUCAAAAACCUAUAUGGAUAUUUAACUCAUUUAAAAAGAAUGCACGUUUUGUACACUGUAUAGAAAAACCACAACUUCAAAUGGAAGUUGUUUAUACUGGAUUGUUAAAAAAGAAAAAGAAAAAAAGAGAAUCUUGACAAUAUUAGCCUGUUUUGCAUAGUUUGUAUAGGAUUUAAGAGAUUUCUGAGUGAGAUUGAACAAGGUGUCUUUUCACUGAGAACAUGCCUGGACAUGUUUUUAUUAACAAUAACAAAGCGAUACUCUGCUUUGAAGUUGACUGUUACAUUAUAAAUGUGUACUUUUCUCUCUCCCCCCCCCCCCCCCCCCCCUCCUUCCCCUGCCAUGUGACAGAUUGUUCUAAACAUUUUGAAUUGUGUAGUCAAUACACAGCAUUACAAGCACUACAGUGGGAACACAACACUGUGCACAUUGCUAACAGCCUGUAAUGUUACUGUAAAUACUGCAACAUUUAGAACACUUUUUUUUUAAACAUAUUUCCAGGUGUGCAGUUUUGAUAGGUUUCAUUCAGAAAUAAUAAUUUAGUAUUGCCUUUUUCCUCACCCUUAUUGACCAAAAUCCAAUGUCUUACGUGUAUUGCACACAUUGAUAUUUAGUGUCAGGGAAGAGCAAACCUUUCUUAUUGUCAGCACACUUUGUACAUAUGCUAACAACACUCUUAAGACUUCCAUUUAUUCACACACACUUGACUAAAACAGUUUUAUAUUGUUGAAGAGUUAAGUAUGGAUGCAUGUUUUUUUUUGUUUUUUUUUUUUAAACUAUAGAUACACAUAUUUCCCCUCGCACAAGGGCUUUUACAAUUGAGAUUAUCAAAGGUUCAAUCAGAGUAGACUGUGUUUUGCAAAUUCUAGGCUGUGUUUACAUUUGCUAUAGUAUUCUGAAGCCUUCCAAUUUUGUACUGUGUUGCACACCCUCAUGCAUGUAAACAAUGUGUGACUGCACCUAUGGCAACAAGCACUCCACAUGAACUGAUGACAGACGUGCUGAGUGAUGAUACCACACUCCAUCCAUCCACUUGAGCGUUGCAGACAAUCUUUAUUUCUGCUCUUUGAUGGCAGAAAUGCUCGCUUUAACAUGAUGAAACUCACCUUUGUGGGUUCAGAGCAGCGGUACUUUUUCUUUUUUUUUUUUUUGACAGUGAGAUUUAAUUGCGUCGCUGUU
Dunckerocampus dactyliophorus (ringed pipefish) is the source of this 2949-nucleotide messenger RNA. RefSeq names its product potassium channel tetramerization domain containing 5b (gene kctd5b). The record is from RefSeq and is a predicted model, not a curated record. The transcript has 8 exons. Gene Ontology annotation, molecular function: cullin family protein binding. Gene Ontology annotation, cellular component: Cul3-RING ubiquitin ligase complex; cytoplasm. The coding region runs from base 88 to 879 and encodes 263 amino acids. Gene Ontology annotation, biological process: protein homooligomerization; proteasome-mediated ubiquitin-dependent protein catabolic process. NCBI's taxonomy places the organism in Eukaryota, Metazoa, Chordata, Actinopteri, Syngnathiformes, Syngnathidae.